Sugiyamaella lignohabitans is the source of this 1038-nucleotide messenger RNA. It is a transcript of the gene TAF2, whose product is annotated as Taf2p. Gene Ontology annotation, molecular function: RNA polymerase II general transcription initiation factor activity; chromatin binding; transcription cis-regulatory region binding. Gene Ontology annotation, cellular component: transcription factor TFIID complex. Gene Ontology annotation, biological process: transcription initiation at RNA polymerase II promoter. NCBI's taxonomy places the organism in Eukaryota, Fungi, Ascomycota, Dipodascomycetes, Dipodascales, Trichomonascaceae. The transcript has a single exon. Bases 1 to 1038 code for a protein of 345 amino acids. The record is from RefSeq and is a predicted model, not a curated record.
AUGGAUGGCUAUGGCGGCAUUGAUCGCGGGUUCCGAGUCGCUCAUCAGAAGAUAUCGAUAGAUGUUGAUCUAACGAACAAAUGGAUUCGAGGUUGGACUGAAUUGACCAUCAUUCCGACUGAUGUUGGUCUGAAGCAAAUCACUCUUGAUUGUCGCAAUAGUAGGAUUGAGAAUGUGCUAAUAAAUGGUAGAAAAGCCUCUUUUGAACAUGUGGACGCGCUUCGCAAUGCCAAAAUGCCUUCGUCCACCUCUGUUCACCAACAUCAUUUCUACGCCAAACAAAUCGACGGUCUACUUCGUGAUACUCUACCUGGCGAGCUUGUGAUGCAGCUGCCAAAAGGGCUUAAAGUGGUACCUCAAGAAGACGCUUCGCUUGCGAGCUCGUCACUAGCAUCUCUAUCGCGAUGGGUUUCACCAGAUAUGAUGAUCUGUCACCCGUUGACCGUCAAGAUCGAUUUCAGUACAUAUGGAAGCACCUCCGGGUUCAGAUUUGUCGGUGGUGCUGAUAGCAAUCUAAAAAGACAAUUCUGGCAUGCGUACACGACACACGAUCCACUUGGCCAGUCGACCAGCAGCUGGCUGCCCUGUGUAGACGGGUUGUGGGAGCUCAGCACCUGGGAGCUACAAGUGUCUGUUCCGCGAACUGUAGGCACGCCAGAAACAAAUAAAAAAUCAGAUGCACCUGAAAAUAAGCCCACAGAUGCUAUGGAUGUUGACAGUACAAAUAACGAGAACCCAAACGACUUAGAAAGAGAAAAUGAGAACGAGAAUGAGAACGAAAACGAAGACGACGACGGAGACUCCGAGGAGUCGGAACUCGAUAUCAUAGUCGUAUGCAAUAAUGCCACACCAUCAGAGGUAAGCACCGCAACCCCCAUUCCCCUAACAGCUGGACACCCCACACCCGACUCGAGCGCAGCGAGAGGAGCAGCGGGGUCUGGGGCGGAGCCCCAGCCGCCGGAGGCCAUGCCCACCCCGAAACCAAGUAAACUAACACAACACAGGAGAUUCAUCCGUUCGACGCGAGCAAAAAAGUGA